GGUUGAUGUUGGGAYGUGCUGACURUUCUGAGUGAAUGUGGGUUCAUUUCCUCCGUGUGUUUCAGGGAAUGGCUUCACACGGACGAGGCCGCUCCGCUGGUGGUUCCGCCCCGCAYGGAGAGGAGCGUCGAGGGACGACGUCGUCGCCGGCAAGGGAAACGAGUCGRGGAGUUGGAGGUGGGGAGGAAGAACGACGUGCUCAAAACUUGUGGUGCGACUACARCAAACGUGUCUGGUAUUUGGACUGGGCGAGCCAGGACGGCUCAGACCCGUUGCAACCACCGUGCGAGCCGCUCUUGUUCGUCGCCGUUCGCAACGACAGAACGCGUCUCGCAGGGUCCAUCGUCCGGUGGGUCGACGAUGGCAAAUACAAUUUCAAGUUUACGUUGAAGAAACAUUACAGAAGUGAUGGUUCUGUCGACGACAUCGCAAAGGGAUGCAAGGUUGCCGGGAAGAUGCUCGGCGGGUACGGCCGUCGUGCGAUGUCUUUGCCUCACUUUCUCCCACUAGCGCCGGGGCAAGACGAGGCCGAUCACGUCACAGACUUCCUCGAGGUCUGGGCAAAAUCUGGUACCUCUGUCAGUGCCGUGGACGUCGGACCUGGAACAUCGAUCAGUGGUCCUGUUGGGUUCGCGGGAGGAGAGUGCUCUGAAAGGGAGAUGGGAGGUCAGGGUGGCCUGCCAGCUACGCCUCCUGAACAAGAGGUGGGCAUGUCAGACGACUCGGAGGACGACCAUCGCCGUGCUCCUUUGAAAACGGGCUUGCAUGUAUCUCGCCGCCACGGUUUGCUUGGGGAGUCGACGCCACAUGGAGGUGGCGAUGGCGAACGGUUGCGACAGGGCUCAAAAUCGACGACUCCUCGUUGUCUGGUCGAAAGGAUCGGUUCGUUCGUUCGUGGCAUGCAGAUGGCCGAGGUUUCGCCUGGAGAUCGAGCGGGUGGUGCGCAGGUUCGAGAGCAUAACGCGAGGGCGGCGAUGAUGGUGAAAGACCAUCCCGUGUUUGAUUACUACAACUUCUGUAAAUGGCCGUUCAGACCGAUCUACUUCCCUGACGACAAGUUCGACGGCUACGCCCAUGUCAGUUGCGAAGACAACAUGAAAGACAAGAAGAAUCCACCGUGCUUGCAGGUUUUAUCUAUGCGGGACAUUCGCAAUAUCUGGAAAAUGAAGGGCAAACCGCGUGUGGUGCUCGACAAUGCCUCGAAGAAACAAGACGAGGUGCGAAAGUGGGUGCGGUUCAUGGCGUUGGCAAUGAAGAAGACGCCGUACACGCCUAUCUGGAACCAGUCAACGGAAGCAAAGAAAAGAAAGGAAUGGGCUGAGAAACUUCGAUACUACCUCCCGCUGGCCAUGGCAGAUGACUCCGUCUUCGCUUUGGGGUUGAAGUUCUAUAAGGAGUGGUCGAAAGGGAAACUCCUUGCUUCCAACGGCCGGCGUUGGACUGAAAAGCCGCCCACCCAUGAGGAGGUGGCCAAGCGAGGACUCUCCACUGUGACUGACAGCCAGGGGCUGAAGAAACACGUCUGGUACGUGAAGGUGGACGACCCGUCGUUGAAAAAGAGCAGGGUGAAGCCAAAGAAAGGCGCGGAGGAGAAAACUUUCUACGUCCAAGUUCCAGAGCCGGAUGUCCACUGCUGGACGGAAUUGGUGGACUUGACGGACCACGAGAAGAAAAGGUUGUUGAAUGGCGUCUUGAACCUUAACGUCGUGUGGGUUCAAACGAGUAGCAAAAAGUUGGUCGAGCAGGGGAAGUUUAGUGUCAAGGAGAUGGUCAACAUAAUAAAAAUGGACCAGAUUAUGCUGAGGCUGUGGCACUACGUGGAGUUAGAGUACAAGGAAAUGGAUAAGCGGGAGUGGAAUGCCAACUCCACGUUCUUCAGGUCCAAGAAGCAACUGUUCGAAGAGUUCAAGGACAGAGGUCUCGACGACAAGCUUUGGAACGAGAGCAGGAAAUUUUUCACGGACACCACAUACGUCAACAAGUGCCCUCAGUUUCUCGGGUGUUAACACGACAACAACAUCAAGUGAACGGCGGCCCUCGUCAACGACUAGCAUUUCCC
Chara braunii is the source of this 2059-nucleotide messenger RNA. Lineage: Eukaryota; Viridiplantae; Streptophyta; Charophyceae; Charales; Characeae. The record is from the annotation of a GenBank genome assembly.